This is a messenger RNA of Paramecium pentaurelia, 550 nucleotides long. The record is from the annotation of a GenBank genome assembly. NCBI's taxonomy places the organism in Eukaryota, Ciliophora, Oligohymenophorea, Peniculida, Parameciidae.
AUGUUUGAUUAAGUAUAAAGUAAACAACUUAUUGCAAAAGUAAAUCAAAAAGGUAUUUAAAAUCCCAUUUUUAGGUAAGACUGUUAAAAAAGCGUAUCCUGAGAGAUGCUUAGACUUGCGAAUAAAUAAGGGAAUAUUGGAAGUUAAAAAAUAAAUUUCCAAAAUCAAAGGACCAUUAUCUUCAUCAUCCCUAAUCAUAUUAACCGCGACAACAGUAUUUUUUUGUUAGUCCAAAAAUAAUUAAAAAUAGAUUUAUUUGCUUAUUGAGUAAUAAAUAUCCAUAAAAUAAUGUUAUUAAAGUUUAAUUUUUGCAUUAUUACUUUUGAUCAAUCAUAUUUAUUUCAUAGUCAUAUUUAAUCAAUUACUCCCUUUUAAUCUCAAUUCAAUCAACCAUGAAAAAUAAGUUAAGAAAUAAUAAUUUAUUGAAAACAAAAAUAUAAACGACAACUCUGUAUCAUUCGUUUUGAACUAAUAUACAUAAAUCAAAUAUUGUUUAUUAGCUGAAUUCUAAAAACUAAUUUCUAAUUUAUUAAUAUAUAAAUUAUAUUGA